Molecule: messenger RNA, 5103 nt
Organism: Caenorhabditis auriculariae
Lineage: Eukaryota; Metazoa; Nematoda; Chromadorea; Rhabditida; Rhabditidae
Source: the annotation of a GenBank genome assembly
AUGACCUCCCAUGUCAGGAGUUCUGAGACCGCUAAACGGAUCACUAGAAAUGUUGAAGAAUAUCCGGGACGCGUCCGGUUCGCGUUACCAAAGUCCGAGCGGUACACUGAGAUACUAAAAACAGAGUUUAUUAUUUAUGUGGGCGCGCUUGCGCGUGACAGGAUUGUUUCCUUUGCAUGCUUUUUUGGUUUCUUAUUCUCAAAAAUUCAUAAUAAUCACUGCAACCAAACGUCUUCUACUUAUCUUUCCGUCUCAACACACUCAUUAGGUUUCAUUUCUUGUGUUAACUGAAAACUAACCUGAAGUCGAAUGACCGCAACAAACAUUUUUCUUGAACAGUUGGUCGUAAACACAACGAUAACCAUUCGGACAUGGUUCUUCGGCGCAACUUUGCGGACUGUUGUUCAUUGACAGAAGUAGAGAUUCGCCGGAUAUGCAAGCUAAAACCAACCUUUUUUCAAGAAAAUGACUAUUUUUUCGAACCCGUGCUUUGGCAAAAUCUAACGCAUUGAUCAUGUGUCUCAAACUGAUUCUGGUUAUUUCGGCCGUGACAGGUGAUUACUUUGAAGGAUUUGCAUCUGCAGAAUUUUCACGUUUUUUUUUCUGAAUCUUUCAAGCUGAAAUAAUUUCAAAUAAAUAAAAAAUCAAUCCACAGUACCAAAAUAUGUUCACAAGGACGGUAAUUUUGAGCUGUAUGAAGUUUUCUGAGAAUAUUUUCAAACAAAUGAACAAACUUUUCUUCGAAAACAAUGCAUUUUUGGGGCUUCCUUGUCGAACCUUGACUUCUUGCUAUUCUAACUUUAAAUAGUCAUGUUAUCAAAACUCACAUUUGUUCUGAUGAGUCGAAGUAAUAUUUUGUUGCUGGUUCGAUCAUACAAUCGCCAUACCCUGGAUUAGGAGGCAGCGAACAAAUUGACUCUGAAUAAACUUUUUGAAACAUAUUCCUUAACAGUUCUUUGAUCUAAGAACUUGUUAUCGUUCUCGAAAUCUUUCUUUUUUUUGCAAUCACCAAAAUAAAUGAAACUUGUCGGCGCUCAGUAAUGAAACGGAAAAAAAAGCUCCAAUAAACGACGAAAAUUUAAUAAAUUAUUCAGUUUUUGGCGUUUUCGGUCGGUAAACUUGAUUAAAUAAACAAAUUCGUUCGUACUUGUUUUCAAGUUUGCAGGGACUGAACAAAGAUCGUGCUCUAAAAAAGCAUAUUUCACCUCUUGUUUGGCAGCAAUAGUUGAUGGGAGUAGUGAAAUGGAAGCGAUUAGCUGGAACACAUUGCCAUCCUUUCGAGCAGUCGGAACUGUCUCGGCACCAGAUUACAAGUCCUUUGCGAUCUUUUUCCGCGAGAGUUUGGUCAACGCAGUAUUCUUGGAAAACUAUUUUGUUCAGUUUUAUUUACAGAAUUACUAUUGAUCGAAUUCAAGAUUGAGUAUUUUCCUGAUUGGAAGACUUAUAAAUCUUUAUUUUUUUCUUGAGUUGCAAAAAGAAAAUCUUAUGGGAUUUUUCAGAAGCUUAUUAUCGCCCCUUGCGAUAGUAAAAAAAUUAAUAGCAAACAUAGUUCUAAGAUUCUAAAGCUUAGUCUCAUUUUUUUAAGGGGAAAACUCCAAAUUAAUUUUUUUUUAAUUCUCAAAAGGGAAGUGACUCUGAGAAAUAUCAAACGCUAACCUGAAUCUCCGCCAUAUCUAGUUGACUCAACACAGUGCAUCAAAAAGAAGAUGAAAAAACAACUUUUAAUUGGAGCCAUGAGGAAGAAAGUAGUAGACGGUCACAGUUCAAAUAUCUUCACUGUGCACCUGACCGUGAGAAAUUCUCGAGAGGGCCAGCUGGCUUCCGUCUUGAAAAACGGUUUUCUUUUCCAGAAAAUGACGAAAUUUUUCUUCGGUUUGCAAAUACGUCGAAUUUUUCGCCCCAAUGCAAAUUUUGCUCAUUUUGACAUGUGCCCGAGAAUCCGCAUUUUGUUGUUUGAACCCGCGGCGCCAAUGCAAGCCGAAAAACGCUUCCAAUAAUUUGGUAAUCCGAGGAGCAUUUGAAACUUUAAACGAAUUGUUUGAUGGGAGGCAAUAGUUACUCCUAUGUGCCUCCCUAAAUAUAAAGCCGACGGCACGCCUACAUUUUGCGGUAUGAGUCCGCCCUGCAUUCAAUUUCUGCUCGCUGCUUUGCGCAUUAUUCUCGACCUGCCUUCACAGUAGAGCCGUCGACACCUGAAAUGCCCGCCUCUCUCGACUUCAAAUGGACUUCUCCGCGAAGUUCGUUUACUGUACUCAGCACUGUAAACAAAGACUUGCCAAAACAACUCAAAAAUUAAACAAAUGACAACUUUUGCUAUUGUUGAGGUGAAAAGAAAAUGAUUACUGGCUUGUAUUGUCACUUAUUUCCAUUUUUUUGUCUUUCAAAGGAUGUAGAAAAUUAUGCAGGCUUUUAUUUAAACGCUCUCGUUUCUAUAACAAAAACGUCCCGCAAACUUCAACCUAGGUGUCUGAAAAAAAGCUGUCGAUAAGUUUUCACCUGUCGUUUCCUCGGAUUUCAAAGGUCCAAGUUCCCGUCUUCGCUUCGCCAAAACACCUCAUUUUUAUUAUUUACAAAAACAAACCAAAAGCGUUCCUCACUAAUCCUCCACUUUAUGUGACGCAUUUUAGGCGUCUCCGGCGUGUCUGGCUCAACAGCCCUGGAGGUCGACCAGAAAGUCGAAAUCGACAUGAGCAACACCUAUUGCGACCAGGUAAACUCCUGAAUUUUUGGGAAGUGAUAAAAAAAUGAUGAGUUGUCAGGUUCUCGGUCCAUUGUACUCUUACAUGAUGUUGCUUGGACUUAACCACACUCACAGCAAGGCGAGGAAUUCCGUUUGGAGAAUCCCGAUGACGAUUUACAAUUAUUUCACAAUUGUAAUCUUGGUUGGUUUUCUGAAAAACUGAAAAUCUGAAAUUUCGAAAAAAAAUAACGUUAUACUAAGAAAACUUCCCAGCUUAUUAAAAUUUUCAAGUAUGGGAAAAUAAAUUUUCUGUUCUCUAAAAAUACCUAAAUAAUCAACGCAUGCAUUUUUUACGAGGUUCUCAACGAAUGUCUCGGAAACAAUUCCAAAGACGAGAGAUUGAGGUGAAAUUUUUUUGCGUUUUUUUUCUCAGCGUCCUAUGUAUAAGCAGACGUAAUUUUUGAAUUUGGCAGCUCAACAACUAAUUUCAGGGAGCGGCGACGAUUCGCAGGAUCACCCAAGUUAAACAAAAUCCGAAAGAUUCUUCGGGAUUCCAGGGAUCUGUAUUGGACCCAACUUUUGUACUCACUUUGUGCCAUGCACUGUUGUUGUUCAGGUAACCUGAGUCAUAGUUUCGCGUAAAUAUUAGGUGCGAGCACGUCAAAAAAAAGAGAAGCUCUUUUCCAAAAGUACUCUCGAAAUUGGCCGUUCGCUUCUCUCCAAACAUAGAGGUGGACAUCAAUUCAAAAAAAAAUAACAAAUUCCAGCGGCCUCUCCGCCGCGUUCCUUCUCUUGAAGUUGCAAAAACAACGAGAGCGGAUGUACUUUGUAAGUUUUUCGUCGACUUCCGAGUUUCCAGUACAGCUGUUCUAAGGUCUUGGACCAAGGUCUCGGUCGGAACCGCAAUGAAGAGCACGACAAGCAGCAUUUCGUUCUGAACAAGUUUUUCGUGGCUUUUAGCUUCUUGUUCUCAGCUGCCAUGGCCGCAGUUCAAAUAGGUUUGUUGAAAGGGGAAAGAAAAGUAAACUCGGACAUUUAUAGCUACUAAAAUGGGCUUUAUUGGAUUGCCGGACACUCCACAUCUCAUAAAUCAAAAGUAUUAUUUUAUUUUAUUGGAGGGAUACGUGGUUCGUUGGAAAGCUGAAAAAUCAAAAACCACUUUAUUAUCCAGAUUUUCCUGGCUCAAAGUUCGAUUUCUCUUCUUGCGAUUUUGUUCUUUCAACUUUGUCGGAUCCUCCAGUUUUCUAUCAAGCGGCUGAUUGACGAAAUGGUGCCAAAAGAAAAAGAAGAGUUAGUUUUGGUCCAUCAAUACUCAUCCGCGUUUAUAGUAAAUUUUGAACUUCACAGAUCAUUGGAGUUCUGAGUAGGAUAUCUCUAUUUCUUAGUUUUUUCAUUGUAAAAACUCUUCUGACGGCAUCAUUACCGUUCAAUUUAUUAAAAGGUUUCACGGCAAAUGAUUUGCAAGGCUUUUUUCUAAUAUACGAUCUCAAUGCGAUCUUGAUUGAGCCCUUCAAAAAUUUCAUUUUAUGUCUCAAUAUUGCUGAAAAUGUUCUUAUAUUGGAUUUUUUUAAUUUUAGGUGUCCCUUACCAGAACAAUCUCUUCAACAAAUUCACGACGUCCAGAUACAUUAUCAGGAGAUUUACAAUGCCAAAUAUCUGAUCGAAGACAACUUUUCUUUUGCUUUGUUUUACACAUACGGUUGCUGUAUCCCCCUCACCUGUCUUUUGGGCUAUAUCUCCUUCCGUAAUGCUCAGGUUUUGCAUGGAAGCUUAAAAAAAGAUUAUUUUUUUGAGGCUGACGUCACGGAAACUUUCGCAGUUUUUAUUUGGCUGGUCAACACGAUGUCGACUCUUAUGCUUUUCAGUGUUCCGGCUUUUAUGAUUCAUGAAGAGGUUCAUUCUUCGAUUUUGAAUAAAUGUAAAAAAAAAAAAUCUCCAAGUUUUUUUUACAACGGCGUCAGCAGUUUUCCGGAUUUAAAUUUUCUUUCUUUCUCACCAAUGAUUCUCUAACUGUCAACAGAAUGAACUUCAAUGGGAGUUCAGGGCGAUAAACUUCUGUCAGCUUCUUUCAAAAUGUAUCAUGAAACUUUAUGUGAAGAACGCGAUCUUCUUGUUCUGGUAGGCUUUUCAAACUCGAAAAAGAUUCUUAUUUCAACUUUAGUCUCAAAUGAGUUUUUUGGCCUUCCAAAUGCAUUCUACAAAACUGACGCUAUCAGCCGCCAACUUCUUCUUGAUGAAUCGGAAAAUUUUGAUCAGCGUUAGUUUUAAAGACCCUCGAAUUCAAAAAAUCUCCAAAAAAUCUCCCUUUUCAGCUUUUCUCUGCAAUUUUCACUUACUUCUUGAUUUUGGUUCAAUUCGACACUGAUGGAAGUCAAUCACUGUGCAAUGAGACUUCUCGCGUAUUGAUCGUUCAGCCACCGUAA